AUGGAAAGGAAUGACGUCAUCGACUUCAAGGCUUUGGAGAAAGAGCUGCAAGCUGCACUCGCUGCUGAUGAGAAGUACAAGCGGGAGAAUGCUGCCAAGUUACGGGCAGUGGAACAGAGGGUGGCUUCCUAUGAGGAAUUCAGGGGUAUUGUCCUUGCUUCACAUCUGAAACCUCUGGAGCAGAAGGAUAAGAUGGGAGGAAAGAGAACCAUGCCAUGGAACUGUUACACUACUCAGGAAAGCACCUCUCAGAAUGAGGCCACUGAAAUAUUUCAGGAGAAAACACUUCUCCAGCCUGAGACCUCAGCAGAGUUCUACCGCAACUGGCGACGACACUUGCAGAGUGGGCCAGAGCGCUAUCAGGCCCUGCUGCAGCUUGGGGGCCCAAAGCUGGGCCGCCUCUUCCAGACGGAUGUGGGGUUUGGACUUCUAGGGGAGCUGCUGGUGGCGCUGGCUGAUCAUGUGAGGCCACCUGACUGGGUGGCCGUUCUGGGGAUCUUACACAGCCUGGCCAGCACUGGGCGCUUCACCUUGAACCUGAGUCUGCUGAGCCAUGCAGAGAGGGAGAGCUGCAAGAGUUUGUUUCAGAAGCUUCAGGCCAUGAGCGUCCCUAGACCCAUGAAGGAGGGGCUCAGCCAAGAUGAGCAGGGUCGAGAGGAGCAGCCUGGUGGGCCCCAGGAGGAGGAGAGGCUACUACAUGAGCUACUGAGGCUGUACCAGGUAGACUGA
Messenger RNA from Orycteropus afer afer, 729 nucleotides. It is a transcript of the gene DNAAF19, whose product is annotated as coiled-coil domain containing 103. Gene Ontology annotation, biological process: determination of left/right symmetry; epithelial cilium movement involved in extracellular fluid movement; inner dynein arm assembly. The record is from RefSeq and is a predicted model, not a curated record. Lineage: Eukaryota; Metazoa; Chordata; Mammalia; Tubulidentata; Orycteropodidae. Gene Ontology annotation, cellular component: outer dynein arm.